This is a messenger RNA of Oldenlandia corymbosa var. corymbosa, 1041 nucleotides long. Lineage: Eukaryota; Viridiplantae; Streptophyta; Magnoliopsida; Gentianales; Rubiaceae. The record is from the annotation of a GenBank genome assembly.
AUGGAAGUGACAAACAGGUAUACAGUGAUCAAGCAUCACAUAAAUGGAGCACCAGAGGAGUCUGAUUUUGAGCUCAAGCCUGAAACUCUUACUCUGUCAAUUGAGCCUGGUAAAAAGGAAAUGAUUGUGAAAAAUCUUUACAUAUCCAUGGAUCCAUUCCAGAUCAACCGAAUGAAGGAUCGGAGUUCCUCAUAUGAACCCAUAAAAUAUUCAGGUUCCCUCAUCCCUGGAGAGGCAAUAUACGGCCCUGGAGUUGGAAAAGUUGUUGUUUCCGACAAUCCAGAGUUCAAGAAGGAUGACAUUGUCUCGGGGUACCUGAGUUGGGGAGAGUAUACUCGAACCAAACCGGAGUAUCAGUUAACUAAGGUGGAUACCAUGGGACUUCCCCUUUCUUACCAUUCAGGAGUUCUAGGAGUGAGUGGGUUUACUGCUUAUGCCGGAUUUUUUGAUGUGUGCAAACCCAAGAAAGGGGAAAAGGUGUUUGUCUCUUCAGCUUCAGGAUCUGUUGGAAAUUUAGUUGGUCAAUAUGCUAAGCUCUUUGGAUGUUAUGUUGUUGGAUGCGCCGGCAGCAAAGCGAAGGUAGACUUGCUCAAAGAAAAGCUUGGUUUUGAUGAGGCCUUCAAUUACAAAGAAGAAACUGAUCUCAAGUCAGCUCUUAAAAGGUACUUUCCUGAUGGAAUUGACAUGUAUUUUGAUAAUGUGGGAGGCAAGAUGCUGGAAGCAGCGAUCGAGAACAUGAACACGUUUGGCAGAGUUGCAGUUUGUGGUGUUAUAUCUGAGUACACAAACCAAGACAAGCGUGCUGGUCCGAGCAUGGUAGAUGUAGUGUACCGGAGAUUAACCAUUCGGGGUUUCUUGAUUCCUGAUCACAUGCAUAUCUACAACGAUUUCUUCUCGACCACGGUUAAUUACCUCAAGAAUGGUAAAAUUCAGGUCCUUGAAGACAUUUCCCAUGGUGUGGAGAGCAUACCAUCUGCUUUUGUUUCCCUUUUCCGUGGCAGUAAUGUUGGCAAGAAAAUGGUGCAAAUCGCGGAUGAUUGA